Messenger RNA from Poecilia latipinna (sailfin molly), 3684 nucleotides. Its product is annotated as ral GTPase-activating protein subunit alpha-1-like. Gene Ontology annotation, molecular function: GTPase activator activity. The transcript has 12 exons. Gene Ontology annotation, biological process: positive regulation of GTPase activity; regulation of small GTPase mediated signal transduction. The record is from RefSeq and is a predicted model, not a curated record. Lineage: Eukaryota; Metazoa; Chordata; Actinopteri; Cyprinodontiformes; Poeciliidae. Gene Ontology annotation, cellular component: nucleus; cytoplasm. The coding region runs from base 252 to 2006 and encodes 584 amino acids.
UAUGUUUAAAUAAUUUUAUUUCCGUUUCCUAGUACCCCAAUAAGACGGUAGCCUUGGUGGCCUCAGACAUCCUUCACCUCCUCAUCAGUUACGUGGAUCAUCUUCAGAAAUUCCCCCCUGACACUCCAAAGAAGAUUGUAGAGAUUCUGAUUGCCACUAUCACAUAUCUGCUGCCUAGCACCGAGUCCUCCUCUUACGAGCUGGAUAAGAGGCUAGUAGUUUCCCUUCUGUUGUGCUUGUUGGACUGGGUGAUGGCUCUGCCCCCAAAGACUCUUCUCCAGCCUGUACAAACACGAAGCCCUCCAGAAAAGGAGCAACCGACCAAAACGCUGCUCAGCUGUAUUUACAAGGUCCUGCAUGGGUGCGUUUAUGGAGCGCAGUCUUUCAGCAGUCCCAAGUACUUCCCACUGCAGCUGUCGGACCUGUCGAGUUCAGACUACGACCCGUUCCUGCCAUUGGAGAGCCUCCGCGAACCAGAACCUCUGCACAGCCCAGACUCGGAGCGCUCCAGCAAACUGCAGCCCGUCACUGAAGUUCGUAGCCGUAUCCAGCAAGGCCUGGUUUCCAUUGCAGCCAGAACCGUUAUAACCCAUCUGGUGAAUCAUCUGGGACAUUAUCCAAUGUCCGGAGGGCCCGCAACUCUGUCCAGUCAGGUGUGUGAAAACCAAGACAACCCGUUCUGUGGGAGUCCAGAUCUCGGACCAGAACUCUUCAAUUCGCCAAACCUUCAGUUUCUGGUUCUGAACGGCUCCACCCUGCUGUCUGUUCUCCAGAUCCGAGCAGAGUCCGGUGUCCCGGGAGGAGGAAUGACGGCUGGCUUGUCCUCUGCUCCUGCUUGCGUCCGUGUCAUCAUCCGAGAUGUCGCAGGAAAACACUCCUGGGACUCGGCCGUCCUCUACGGGCCUCCGCUGUGCUCCCCGAACAGUCCAGCGCGCACGCUUUUAACACAGAUGCAGUCGCCGCGCAGCGCAAACCUUCAAUUAUGCACUCCACCAGGAGGUCCGCAGAACAAGAUGGAGUUGAAGGAGGAAGAUGAUGAAGCAGACGGGCAGGAGGAGCGGGGGCCAGAGGAGGAAGAAGGAGAGAUGGAAAGUGACAGACAAGAGUUUCAAGUAGCCGAGGAGGAAGGAAAAGUCGGUGAUGAGGAGAGGGAAGAUCCAGGAGGAGGGGGAAACGUUGAACCCGUGGAAGAGAUAGAGCAGCAGGAGGAGGAGGCAGAGAUGCAUGUCCAUCACGCGGACGAGGAUUCGGGUUCGGAAAAGCUUCUUGCUCCACCACUAGCUAAGCGAGUGUGUCGGGAGGCGGUGCCAGCAUGGAACUCUCUGGAAGAUGGAGAUGAUGCGCUGGAUGAGAUGCUGCAGUACCUGGGUUACUCGAGUCCAGAGUGUCUACAGAGAGCAGGCAUGCCACUCAACAUCCCGGCCCCCCCUCCAGGGUGUGUGUCAGAGAAGCAGGAGAACGAUGUGAUCAACGCCAUCUUGAAACAGAGUGCUGCAGAGCGAGAGUUUGUCCUUCACAGAGGUGAGGAGCUGAACAUGAGAGCAACGCAGCAGACCGAACCAGAGGCUGAGACGCCUCAGUCGGCCUUCUACUAUUGUAGGCUGCUCAUCAACAUACUGGGACUCAACUCCUGGGAGAAGAGGAGUAACUUUCAUUUGUUGAGGAAGAACGAGAAGUUACUGAGAGAGCUGAAGAACCUAGACUCACGGCAGUGCCGAGAGACUCAUAAGAUCGCAGUAUUUUACGUGGCUGAAGGCCAAGAGGAUAAACACUCCAUACUCACCAACACCGCUGGCAGCCAGGCUUAUGAAGACUUUGUUUCAGGACUGGGCUGGGAGGUCGACCUCAAGACUCACUGUGGGUUCAUGGGAGGCCUUCAGAGAAAUCACAGCACUGGCCAGACGACGCCUUACUAUGCCACAUCCACGACUGAAGUCAUCUAUCAUGUGUCCACUCGCAUGCCCCCUGACCAGGAUCAGAAUCUCACCAAAAAGGUACAAAUAUGACACCAACAAAAAGGGGGAAUUCAUAAAGCAAUGCAAUUUAUUUGCUUAUUUGCCACAAUUUUGCCUGCGCUGCCUUUAUUUCUCGUAGCCGAUCACACUAUAGAUGCUGAUACAAACAUCUAAGCAGUGUGCCGCUGUUUCUGUAGCGAACUGUAAUUUUUCUCUCAGCCUCAAAUGGAGCAGGAAGUAGAAACUAUUAUCUGUCCGGAAAUUGAGAUUAUUAAUCUAAUUGGAGCGACGGCGGCUCAGGAGGCAGGGGUCUGUUCUGUAACACCUGCUCUGUCCAUCUCAGUCGUGUCCUGGUAACCCUGACCUAUUACAUUUUUAGGAUGUAAAGCAUCUUGAAAUGCCUCGUUCCUGAAACGUACAAUGCAAAUAAGCUUGGUUGAUUGAUUGGACCCUAAUCAUUAGAAUAAUUGAUAGAAGAAUCAACUUACUGAAGUUUUUUUUUACAAGUAUGGUAACCUGCACUGAUGGUAAUUUUAUCAGUGGCACACUGUGUUUUCUGCUUUCUUUGUAACAUCUUUAAAUGUGUCCAUGAGACACAUCAGACUUUUCUGUUUCCUAAAAUCAUCAAGCAAACAAGCUUUCAGCUAAACAGAGUCAAAUGUCUCACAAAAUAACCAGUCACGCAUCCAGUGCCAUUUUAUUUGUAAAAACAUUGUUUUUUUUUAAUUUAACAUCUUUGAAUGCUAAUUUGAUAAAUUAAAUCGCUCCUGAUAUUGUUGCUUUCUCUUGGCUAAAUGGCAGGAAUUGAUUGUUGUAUCCUUUUUAUUUUAAAUUUAUCACAAUAAAACUGUUUCAAUGAAUUAAAUUAAACUCUCUCAUUUAGAAGAUUGAAUGUUCAACAUUAAUAGUAAGCAGAAAUGUAUGUUAUUUGCUGCUGUGUUCUGUUAGCGCCGUCUUACUCAGUAAUCCUGCCUUGGUUGGCCUGGCAAUCAUGUCUGCAUUUGUUGUGAGGCUCGUAUAAGUGCCUAGGCAGGCAGGUUUUAUUGUAUGUGUCUAUAUCUGUGUGUGUGUAAUCACACCUGUCACCCCCCAGGCUCCGGGUGCUCUGCACAUGGCCAUAAUGUCCUUUUAAUCAGAUCAUACUUCCUGCUUCUUGGCCUAUCACAUCGCUUCAGGCAGCUGAUUGGAUUAGCAGCGUCUGGCCCGACACCAUCCGUCUCACUGAUCAGCUGAUGGUCCCAUCAAACAUGCAUAGUCACAUACACACACCUGCGCGCGCGCGCACUCACGCAGGAUUUAAACCUGUUUAACACACAUCCACAGAGGAUUUUUAUUAACCUCAUUCUGAGCACGGCUAUAAAUUUGUAUUGGCGCUGCAGCGAGACGCGCAUACAGCCAUAACACGUUAGGCUUAGACGUAAAAACGCGUGCAGACAGCGCUUGGCGAACGUGUCCGCAAACGGUCUAAAUGGACACACAAACGCACAUUGGUCCUGGCAAGCGUUUAUCUUCCAUCCUCCUGUAACACUCACACAAACACAAUCAGUUUAGGCCUUCGCAGGGCUCCUGUCCAGGUUUCCCUCUUUGCUGGGCCGUGGUUGUCUUAUCGCAGCACAACUGCGAGGGUAAAAGGAUUAAAGGAGCAUUACACCAACUGAUGUGACAUUGCUCUGAUCUUCUUUAUGAAAAAAAAAAAAAAAAAAAAACUGGAUUUAAAAAAAAAAAAAAA